Messenger RNA from Drosophila navojoa, 1432 nucleotides. RefSeq lists its product as uncharacterized. NCBI's taxonomy places the organism in Eukaryota, Metazoa, Arthropoda, Insecta, Diptera, Drosophilidae. The record is from RefSeq and is a predicted model, not a curated record.
GCGGGUGAUGCGAUACGGAGGGUGAGGAGGAGGAGGAGGAGUAGGAGGAGAAGGAAGAGUAGGGUCAACCGAUGUUGACAGUUUAACAAAUUUGCCCGGCUGCCUAAUUAAUUUUUAUAGUUCAAAUUCGGAUUUGGAAGUUCAACGGAACUUGGCAUCGCCCAGAUGGCCAUUAUGAUGCAAAGUAGACGAAAGUGAAAUGGAAUCGACACGAAAUACGACAUUUAUUUCACACCGCCCGCUCGAGCUUGAAGAGCGCUACGACACCCGACAACUCGCAGAGAUCGAAUCGCUAGAAGGAUGCCUACAAUGCCAUGGACCAAAUGGCCACUGCUGCUCCAGCUGGGGCUGCUGCUGGUCCUGCACCUGACCACAGCCGAUGUUAGCCAUCUGUCCAAAAACUAUUUGCCACCGGAUCCCAAGCCGUCGGCCGCGCAGCCCCUGGCGGACGAGCCAGCCCCGGCGGAGCCUGCCAAAGCCAACGAUGGCAGCUACUAUCCCGGCGGCGGCUUGACGCUGCCCUCGGGCUACUCGGUACCCAAUGGAGGCAAUGUUCCACAGCCGCACAGUGCACCGCCCAAUUUCCCGCUGCCCAUUUAUCCGCCGUACUUUGGAUUCAACGGCGGUAGUGCGGAAGCCUUUGGCAAUGGGUUUGCCAAUGGAGCACAAGGACCACAAUUCCAACAGCCUGGCCAGUUUCCAGUCGGUCCUCAGCCUGGCCAGUUUCCAGUCGGUCCUCAGCCUGGGCAGUUUCCAGCUGGUCCUCAGCCUGGCCAGUUUUCACAGGGCGCUCAGUUUGUAGGAGGACAACAAGGCUUUCAGUUUACGCCUGGACAACAGGGCGGAGGCUUUCCAGUUGGCCCACAGGGCGGCGGCUUUCCAGUGGGACCCCAAGGCGGCGCCUUUCAAGCCGGCCCAACGCCAUUUGCACCCGAUUACCUGACCAUGCAAGGACUACCGGCAGCCGCCAUACCGCUGCCCUUCCAGCAGAACGUUGGCUUUGGUCAACAGACUGGCUUUGGCGGUCCACAGUCCACACAUCACUUCCAGCACCUGGUCAACGUGGGUCAGCCAUUCGUGCCCAGCUUCGGCAUACCCGGCCAAAACUAUCAGCCGCAUCCACAGCGGUUCGCCGACGAGCCGCAGCCAGAGGGCAAGGCGAAGCCAAAGAGCACAGACGCCAAGGCGCUGGCCAAGUCCCACAACAAGGAGACCACCUACGCCUCCAACGGUGGCUACGUCUACAAGCGCGCGAAAUGAGCAACGACGACAUUUAGUGCCAAUAAAUUAUUAUUUAAUCAAUUUGUGUUUUAUUUUUUUUUUUCUGUGUCUCUCUCUCUCCCUCUCUCUCUCCAUUCGGUACGGUUCGAUUCGAUUCGAUAUUCAAUUUGAUCAUCACCUUGUGCUUUUUUCCCGUGUUUACGAUCUCACA